UUCAAACGUUGUGCACACGCGUGGUAGAUGUAGAAUUGCUUAGACAGUUAGAGAAGUCUGUUAUUCUUCUGCUAUGCAACAUGGAGAAAAUAUUUCCACCGGGUUUUUUCACUGCUUCCGUACAUUUAAUCGUUCACUUACCUUAUGAAGCAAGAGUGUGUGGAUCAGUGCAAUAUAGAUGGAUGUAUAUGUUUGAGAGGUUUCUUGGGCGCCUAAAAAAGAAAAUCACUAAUAAAGCGCACAUUGAAGCAUCCAUUUGUAGUGCGUACAUCGAUGAGGAGCUUUCAACUUUCGCAUCUUACUACUUUGAAUCAUCAAUACGUUCUAAACGUAUUAGGCCUUCUCGAAACGAUGUUGGUGCUUCAUCUUCAACAACUUCAAUGAGUUUCUCAAUUUUCAAUCAUCCCGGUCGCGCACAUGGGAAGUCUACCUUACGUUACAUUGUUGGUGAAGAAUUAAAAGUUGCAUAUACAUAUAUCUUACUAAACUGUGCAGAAGUGAGACCAUAUUAUGAGAUUUAUGCAAACUUCAUUGAAUCACAAGGCCACACGAACGUGGAUCACAUUAUCGCCAACAACUUCGCUGAAUGGUUUAGUGCUUACGUGAUGAAUCCAUAUAAUGGAGUUUCGGACCCUUUAAUAAAAGCACUGGCAUUCGGGUUAAAUGCUCGGGCUCAAUCACGUCCUGCAUACAUAGUGGGUGGCUAUACAUUCCAUACCCGAUCUUAUGGAAUUGGGAAGAAAACAUAUAAUAGUGGAGUAUGUGUCCGCUCUUCAAAUUACAAUAACUCAAGCACAGAUUGGAUCGGAACUUUAGAAGAGGUACUUGAGGUUGAACUACUUGGUCCGCUAAAACUACAAGUUGUGCUGUUCAAUUGCACAUGGGUUGAUCCUGUGCGUGGUAUGCGAGCACAUGAGAAAUAUAAUAUUGUUGAUGUGAAGCUUGAUUGUGUUUAUCGAGUUUUUGAGCCAUUUAUCUUAGCACAACAGGCAACUCAAGUGUUCUUUCUUGAAUACCCAAUGGGCCGUACCGCAUCUUUACGUGGUUGGAAAUGUGCGUGCAAAGUUAGAGCAAGGAAUGCUAUUCAAGGAGAAUGGAAGAUUGUAGAUGAUGAACCAUACCAAGCUGAAGAAACCGAACCACCUCCUACAGUUGAAAUUAUGGAGGGCUUUCUAGAGUUACAGGAUCCUGGAAUAGAGAUAAACAUUCCUUUAGUUGAAGUUCUUGAAGCUGUUCCAACUAAUGACAAUACUCAGAAUGUUACGGAAUUUGGUGAAGUAUAUGGGGACGAGGAUGAAAUAGAUACCAAUAACCAAAGUGAUCCAGAUGAUGAAGUUAGAAAUGAAGAAGACAAUAACAACUCAGAGGAAGAGGGUUAGAUGAUAUUUUUCUUUAAUUUGAUUUGAAGAUCGAAGAAUAAAUUUGUAAUUCAU
Messenger RNA from Cuscuta epithymum, 1433 nucleotides. Lineage: Eukaryota; Viridiplantae; Streptophyta; Magnoliopsida; Solanales; Convolvulaceae. The record is from the annotation of a GenBank genome assembly.